ACGGGCUAAAGUAUUGUGCAGAAACAAAUCUGAUAAACCCACAAUUUCUGGAAGAAAUUGAACUCAACCUUCUGAAAACCCCUAGUCCGGAAGUUGAGCCCCCCUGAUCCGCGCGUGUACGUGGUUCCGUGAUUUACCGUGGCGCUGAGCGAACAAUCCAUCAAAACGCAGUCCCGAGUGCAUCCGAGUCCGGGGGAGAGUGCCCGCACGCUGGUGUGGGCCCUUCCCCUAACGGCGUCAUGCAACAUGGAAAACGGCAACUUUCACGGCAAUUUUAUGGAAAACGACGACGACGGACAUCCGCAUCCGGCGCAUCCGGCCGAAGAUGUGACUCCGACGCAGGAUAGUAAUUUGUUGGAUAGUACGGAGAUACUGAUCCAGAGCAGCAUGGAUGAUAUCUUUGAUGUGAUUAAGGCGGGGGAGCUUUCGGAGGUGGAGAACUUGGUGGAAAAGGUCGGUCCGGAGGCGUUGAGUGCUCGUGACAAGCAUGGGUACACUCCGGCUCAUUGGGCGGCCUUGGAUGGUAACGUGGAGAUGAUGCGAUAUCUGGUUGAACGUAAUGCGCCUGUGGAUUUGCCAUGCUUGGGAACGCAAGGUCCGCGGCCGAUUCAUUGGGCUUGUCGUAAGGGUCAUGCUGCGGUGGUGCAGGUUCUGCUUCAGGCUGGAGUGGCUGUAAAUGCGGCGGAUUUUAAGGGAUUGACGCCGCUAAUGACCGCUUGCAUGUAUGGACGGACUGCUACAGCGGCUUAUCUGUUGGGAAUGGGAGCUCAGAAUCAUCUGACGGAUAUCAACGGGGACACUGCUUUGCAUUGGGCAGCUUACAAGGGUCACGCCGACCUGAUCCGUCUGCUGUUGUACUCUGGAGUUGAUUUGCAAAAGACGGACAACUUUGGAUCAACACCGCUGCAUCUAGCUUGUCUUUCGGGUAACUUGCAGUGCGUUAAAAUUUUGUGUGAAAAGCGAAACUUGGAGCUGGAACCGAGGGAUAAAAACGGCAAGACUCCGUUGAUGUUGGCCCAGAGUCACCGGAACAACGACGUGGUUAAGCUGCUGCAUAACGAGAUCAAGAAGAAGUCUCGCUGGAUGCCACCGAUCUCGGAGCUCUGGAGUCUGCUUUUCGGUGGAGCUGGAGCUUCAAAGGGACCGUUGAUCUUGUUCUUGUUUUCCGUAUUACUGUGGGGCUAUCCGAUGUACAUGAUCCGGUGCAUCCCAAUAACUUGGAACGUACUGCGACGUUCGCACUACUGCUUCAUCUACUGGAAUGCAGUCAUGUGGAUCAGCUGGAUCAUUGCGAAUCGUCGUGAUCCGGGUUACAUCCCACUAAACUCCGAUACGUAUUACCGCGCCAUCAAGCAGAUUCCGUACUUUGACAAGUGGAAGAAGCGCAACGUGAUCCUGUCGAGACUUUGCCACAGCUGUCGAUGCCUGCGUCCGUUGCGUGCCAAGCACUGCCGAAUCUGUAACCGCUGUGUAUCUUACUUCGAUCAUCACUGUCCGUUCAUAUACAACUGCGUUGGACUACGAAACCGGAUGUGGUUCCUUCUAUUUGUGUUGAGCGUGGCGAUAAACUGUUCAUUUACCAUCUACUUUGCCUGCUAUUGCGUUAUGAUCGAGGGAUUCAGUCUACUUUACGUACUCGGUUUAGUCGAAGCAUUCGUUUUCUGCGGUUUGGGAUGGAUCUUGACAUGUACAUCGAUCCUCCACGCCUGCAUGAACCUGACCACGAACGAGAUGUUCAACUACAAGCGCUACCCGUACCUGCGGGACAAACGCGGCCGCUACCAGAACCCCUUCUCCCGGGGUCCCAUCCUGAACCUGUUCGAGUUCUUCGUGUGUCUGCCGGACCGCCAGGACGAGCUGCAGGACUUUAUGCAGGACGAGAACCUUUGAUCCCACAACGGCAGCGUGAAGCGGAAACGGCUUACCAGCAGCUAAUAAGCAGCGCCAUUUUUGUCCAGUCGCACAUUGAACUUUGCCUGCUCUCACACCCACACAGAAAUACACACCGAACGCCGGAAGUGGCAAGAAAAACGCUUACGAAACGAAAAAAGAGCGCAAAAAUACAUUCCCAAUGAAGUUCUUUCAAAUUUCUACUUUAAGCAACGAGCAAACUUUUCAUUGGAUAUAAAAUACGUUUAUUAUACUUUUCAAAUGUUUCUACCAUUCCAGUAUUUGUUGCUUUGUUAUCAAUACAUAUUUAAUGAGUUUAGUUUAAUAAUGCAUGCAUCGAAUGUUUUACGUUUAAGUAUAGUCGAUAUUCGGAUCGAGAGGAUUUGUUAUGAUUCUUACACACAAACUUAGAUCGCUAUCAGAUAAAAAAGAACUCUUUAAAAUAGAUGUUAAACGAUGAUUAUAUAUUUGUUGAAAACUGAAAAUAAUAAGUAGCUAAUCCAUCAAAAAGACAACUGUUACGUUACCCUCUCUAGCAUGUCACUACCAUAGAACGAAUAUUAAAUACUGAACUUAAUCAUUAUAGUAAAAUACGAAAUGCGCACACACACAUGUGUGUGUGCUGAAUAUGUAUGUGUGUAGCGUACGUAGCUUUGAUAAAUUGCACAAUAGAACGUGUUUUUUUUUGUUAUUGUGUAAAUCUCAUUCUAGCCUAGCAGACAAACCAUUCCCAUACACAACCCAAAAUAGACAGCAGCAGAUGUAUUUGGUCAACCCUAUGAAAUAAUGAAGCCGUAUUUUUGGAGAGAAUCACUAUUUUUACAUAAUGUUUGGCAGAUUCCGUCGGCUUGAAUGCUUGAGAAAUAAAAUUUCUUAACAAAUUGCAUAAAUCAAGUGGAGUUUUAUUAGAAUAUCACACAACAUACAAAUGUAGAAAUUAUUAUUUCCUUAUGAAUUAAUUUCUGUUGAAUGGUAUUGGUCUAAUUGAAGUCGAUUUAUAAAAUCCAUCUUCAGAAAAAAAUGUCUGUUGAGUUUUCCAGAAAUGAAAUUGACAGAGCCACAACUCAUCUAUUACUCUGAAGAGUAUCUCAACCUUUUUGAAAUUCAUGAUCGUCGUAAAUUUGAGUUAAUUUAAAAUUUUAAAUUAUUUUAUAGAGCCGAAUUUUUGGAAGAACGAAGGGAGUGUUAGUUCGAAACGAAGCUUUAUAUAAAUUAUUAAUUGUGCCAUUUUUAAACAAGAUUUUCACUUUUUAUCAACAAAAUAAUUUUUGAUGUUUCAAAAAAAUCUGGGGAAAAAAUAUCAGGUCAAUUAAUAAAAACUUGAAUAUCUGUUCUCUGAUUUAAAAAUUAAAUAAUAUAAAUAUGAUUAUUCAAGUGCAAUAUUCCGAAAUUCAAAAAUCAAAAAAAUUCAAAAUCUAUGAAUGUUUCAUUUACUUUUUUAAAAUUCAAGAUAAAAAUAAUAUAUUUUUUAAAUUAAAAAUCAAAAUAUGGCACACAACAUAAAAAUUUUAAAACAAAAUUACAAUCAGAAUAGUAAAUAGAAUCACAUUUUUUUAAUUUUUCCUGAAAUUUGGGCCUCUUACCUAAAA
This is a messenger RNA of Culex pipiens pallens (northern house mosquito), 3479 nucleotides long. RefSeq lists its product as uncharacterized. The record is from RefSeq and is a predicted model, not a curated record. Gene Ontology annotation, cellular component: Golgi membrane. Gene Ontology annotation, molecular function: palmitoyltransferase activity; protein binding. NCBI's taxonomy places the organism in Eukaryota, Metazoa, Arthropoda, Insecta, Diptera, Culicidae. The coding region runs from base 247 to 1890 and encodes 547 amino acids. Gene Ontology annotation, biological process: protein palmitoylation. The transcript is spliced from 3 exons.